AUGGCUGCCGGCUUCAGACGGAGGAUGAAGAUAAAGAUGGCUUGCGAUUGUCAGUUAACCCAUCCCCCCCUCGUUUUACAUAAUCCACGCUUCGCAGACAAGCAGAAGGCAGGAGGAGCAAAGACCUGGAUGGUCGACGACCUUGUAAUCAUUACCAAACUCAUAAUUACCAUCAUCCCGCUGCCGGGCCUGGUCGGCCACCGAGCUACACCUAUAACGCUGGUGCUGGGCGGCCUACAAGCCCUAUGCCUCCAGCGCAACAAUUACCCCCUCCUAUCAACACCGGAAUUGCUUAUCCCCAGGCUGGUGCUCCCCAGAAUCGCCGGGGCCCCCCAACCACCAGGCUACGGAGGCUAUCCUUCCCACGCCCCUCAUGGCUUACAGCAGCAGCAGCAGCCAAUAUCUACAUAUGGACGCACGCACGCUGGCGGCGAACUUGAUGCAACCGGCCGAAGCAAGGCUCAGCUUAUUGUAGGAAUAGAUUUUGGAACUACAUUUUCGGGCGUCGCGUUCGCAUUUGUUACCAACACAGAAGCGCGAGAGGACAUAAUCACGGAGUGGCCUGGUGCUGGAGCUCACGCAAAGCAAAAGAUUCCAACUGUCCUUUACUACGAUCAGUAUCAGAAAGUUGUUGGAUGGGGCCCUGAUAUUGCUGAUGCUCUUGCCCCUACGGGCUACCCGAAGCAAGGUGUUCAGAAAGUGGAGUGGUUCAAAUUACAGCUGAUGCUCUCUGGAAACACCUAUAUCGAUCCAAUUAAUCUACCUCCCCUUCCCCCCGGUAAGUCAGAAAUCGAUGUUGCAGCAGAUUACCUAAUGAAAUUGCGCGGUGCCAUGCGAAAUCAAUUACAAAAGACCUUGGGUGAAGUAUUUAAUCGAGAGGAACGAAAUAUUCGAUAUUUCUUGACCGUCCCUGCUAUCUGGAAUGAUGCUGGCAAGGCUGCUACCCGCGCUGCCGCAAUCGCCGCUGGGUUUUUGCGGGACGAGAAUGAUAAUCGUCUAACCUUGAUCACGGAACCCGAAGCUGCCGCGAUGUUUUGCGCCAAAGCCGGCUUACUGAAUCUGAAAAUUCAUGAUGCAAUUCUGAUCGUUGAUUGUGGAGGCGGGACAGUCGACUUGAUCGCAAAAAUGAAACUUCCUGAUGGCUCAAGAACUGCAGGAAGAGUUUACGCCAAGUGUAUUAUGGAUUUUGAGAACCGAAUCAAAGCCGAUUUCCGAAAUAACGGUCAGAAAUGGGCGGUGGAUGUUGGUAUUGAAGCUGAUUUCCCAGAGGCUGGUAUUGAAGAGGGAUAUAUGACUUUUACGAAUGAAGAAAUCCUCCAGUGUUUUGAACCCGUUGUGAACAGGAUUCUCGAGCUCGUGGCUCCUGGUGCAACGUUGAUGUACGAGGAUAUUCUGUACGCUUGUGAUGAAGACGUUUGUCCGGAAUAUACGAAGGAUCCACGAAUCAAAGAGGUCGUUACUCUUACUUCCGAUCUUUCCAGAAAGAACCUUGAGAAAGAUUUUGAGCGGAUGGACACCCCACAAGGAACAUUUUACCGUGUCUACUUCGAUAUUUAUCUCACCCUGGAUGGAAGCGAGUUCAACGCCGAACUUGUCUGUCAGGGUGAGGUCAUGGGACGCUGUUCAGCAAGGUUCAGAUAA
Histoplasma mississippiense is the source of this 1641-nucleotide messenger RNA. RefSeq lists its product as hypothetical. Gene Ontology annotation, molecular function: ATP-dependent protein folding chaperone; ATP binding. The record is from RefSeq and is a predicted model, not a curated record. The transcript is spliced from 9 exons. Bases 1 to 1641 code for a protein of 546 amino acids. NCBI's taxonomy places the organism in Eukaryota, Fungi, Ascomycota, Eurotiomycetes, Onygenales, Ajellomycetaceae.